GGUGAAACCCUGUCUUUAAAUUAAAUACAAACAAAGGCUGGGAUGUCACUCUGUGGUUAAGUGCCCCUGAGUCCAAUCCUUGGUCACUCCCCCCACCAUAUGUAAUCCAUACUAUUCCUUUUGGAUCACACAGUAGGCAUAGGCAUUAAAAAAGACUUUCCAUUUAACCACCCCUUCCCUGAAUUCUGGAAAAUGUUGCUAUAUAAAACUUGAAAGCAUAAUGUGUGAGUAGAAGUAAAUGAUAGAGGACAAAUUUAUUUUUGUUAUUUAAUAUGAUAAAGUGAAUAGAACAUUUUAAUAGUAAUCACAAUUUUGACUUUGGUCCCAGUUUGUGCUUUUAUACCUCAGUUUCUUUACAUUAAAAGAGGGCUGAAUUAAACUUAUUCUUUCAAAAGACCCUUUACUAGGUUUCUUUUACUACAUUGCUAAGUCAUAGACUUGUCAGUGACUAAAUGUCAGAUGGGGAUAAAGGCCAUUAUUUUGCUUAUUUUUCUCUUAAAGAAUUUCCAGUGAUAUAUGUGUUUCUAGAUAUAAAAUUACGUGUUUAUAGGGCCAGAAGAACUCUUCAAGUUCAUUUUGCUGGCUCCUUCUUUUCCUAAGCAGUAGCUGAAGCUAGAUAAGUCAUCUCUGUAAGCAUUAUGUGGCAGCAGUCUCCUUGUCUUGGAGGAUAGAAACUAGUCAGUGCAUUUUACAUUUUCAUGAAUUUAAUCUACAGUGUUAGGAUUUGCAUACUCUUUCUUAAAACUUGUUAGAACUGUCAGCCCUAACACAUAAAUCAGAUUAUUGUUGGAAGUUGGAUUGCAACUAGGAGGGAAAAACCCAGAAUCUUAGUUAUAAUUAAAAAGUUGCAUGUGUUGUUUUUAAUAUUAAAAAGUUGCAUAUAUAAGUUACAUAUAUACAUAUAUACAUAUAUGUUGUUAUAUGGAGGAAUGUUAAAGGUCAAGUCAACCAAUAAAUAAAUAAAGAAAAUUAAAAAGGAAUGUGUAUAGAAGGGUAAGGACAUGUUGCAGAGACUGAGUGCUUUAUCCAGGUGAAGAGACCCUAUGGUCUGUCAAGGACUUUGUACCCUAUUUAAAAAUAUAGCUAACAAUAGUUUGAAGUUCUCUUUGGAUGACAAGAAGAAUCUGUCAUUUUAGUAUUUUCUCUUCAAGCUGUUCCAGACCUGCAAGGGACCUUUGAAUAUUGAGUGUGCAUGACCUGCAGCAAGGCUGCUGUUCUCAAGCACCCACACAACUGGCUUGCAAGGGGCGAGUUUUGAGCGGUGAUCAAAACUCAGCCUGUUGAUUCCAUUUCCUCCCGCUCCAGUCCUGGUUAGGGAGUGGCUCUCCCAGGACUUCCCAGUGUGUGUGUACGCAUGGUUUUUUUCCCCCCCUCUCCUUUUUAACACCCCGCCCCCACCGCCCUGUGUUCGGGUACUGGUGUUCACAGAGCUUGAAUGCCUUGUUUUCUUUCAGGCAGUCUCGGUUAGCACUUCAAUUAAGACAUUUAUUUCGCACUCUGUCGUCUUGGGCUGCGUGUCCUCUCUGGUUUCUGUGCUCUCUCUACGCCCUUUCCAGUUUCCUGUUAGCCAAAGGGGAUCCCUCUUUCUGAACGAAAAGUUCUCAGAGCAGAGCUAAACCUCCCGGAAAAUACCCUUCACUUCCUCGUGCGCCCGAUGGGGGUGGGGAUGGACCAAAACCUAAACACCACCACAGUGGAGAAAGCUCUAAGGGCCGGCACUUCCAGGCGGAGGAAGGAGAGGUAUGGUCCCCAGAGUGGGGCUGAGGGGACUUUUAUUCUGCUGGAACCAUGCAACAAGGCCCAAGUGUCUGCAGAGAUUCGGGGUCCAGGAGGUGGUGGGAUGCCCUCUAGGGAGUCGGGAGGUAGAUCCAAGUACUGAGAGGGGCCAUUCUUACCCUUGCUGCCCAUAACCAAGGGAGAGAGCACCAUCCGUCCUUGCCUGACCUGUGGCGGGAUUGACUACUACCUUGGUUUUCUGCCGUCCUGCCUUCUGGUCCAUCCUGAGGACCCCAGACCCUAGAAGAAGUAGGAGGGUAUUUGGCCUAUCCCUUUGUCAUCCUGUCCUCUCAACCUGCGCUGGUCUUAUUCUGAGGUUGAGUACACAGGGGUCCUAGUCGGGAAAGGGUUCUGUGUCUACAGUGCUUCAUUACACAGAAAUUCUGGCGGGAAUGAAGCAGAAAAGCCUGUCCAGUCCCUGACUGCUGGGCAUCUGGUCCCCAAUGAUCCUUUCCCCGUGGGGAUGGCUAGGGUAAGGGUAACCGAAGAUGGCGGCAUCAGCUGGGCGCGGGGUUCCAGGGCACUGCCAGGGUAGAGCCCACCCUCUGAUCUCUGCCACCGCCCCACGCCGGGCGGUGCUCUGUCCCUGCAGGAGUCGGAGAGGAUGGCGGGGGCCAGUGGCCAGCACCACCCUCCGGGUGCCGCUGGAGGAGCUGCUGCCGGGACCGGCACUGUGGUCACCCCCUCCGCUGCUUCAGCGGGGCCCGGAGAGGAUUCAUCUGACAGCGAAGUAGAGCAAGAGGGACCCCAGAAACUGAUCCGAAAAGUGUCCACCUCGGGGCAGAUCCGGACCAAGACCAGUAUCAAAGAAGGACAGCUAUUGAAGCAAACCAGUUCUUUCCAAAGAUGGAAAAAGCGUUACUUCAAACUUCGAGGCCGGACACUUUAUUAUGCAAAGGACUCAAAGUCACUGAUAUUUGACGAAGUUGACCUUUCAGAUGCCAGUGUAGCUGAAGCAAGCACAAAAAAUGCUAACAACAGCUUCACGAUAAUUACUCCAUUCAGAAGGCUAAUGCUAUGUGCCGAGAACAGAAAAGAGAUGGAGGAUUGGAUCAGUUCACUGAAGUCUGUACAAACCAGAGAGUCUUAUGAGGUGGCCCAGUUUAACGUGGAACAUUUCUCAGGGAUGCAUAACUGGUACGCCUGCUCCCAUGCCCGCCCCACCUUCUGUAACGUAUGCAGAGAAAGUCUUUCUGGAGUUACCUCCCAUGGCCUGUCCUGUGAAGUGUGUAAAUUCAAGGCUCACAAAAGAUGUGCAGUGAGGGCAACUAAUAACUGUAAAUGGACAACCCUGGCCUCCAUUGGAAAGGACAUCAUAGAGGACGAAGACGGACUCGCUAUGCCUCACCAAUGGCUUGAGGGCAACUUGCCCGUGAGUGCCAAGUGUGCUGUCUGUGACAAAACGUGUGGCAGUGUUCUCCGUCUACAGGAUUGGAAAUGUCUUUGGUGUAAAACAAUGGUACAUACUGCCUGCAAAGAUUAUUAUUUUCCUGUAUGUCCACUUGGCCAAUGCAAAGUAUCUAUCAUACCUCCAAUUGCACUAAAUAGCACUGAUUCUGAUGGUUUCUGUAGAGCAACAUUUUCAUUCUGUGUUAGUCCUUUAUUGGUUUUUGUCAAUUCUAAGAGUGGAGAUAAUCAGGGAGUCAAGUUUCUUCGUCGUUUUAAACAAUUGCUAAAUCCGGCUCAGGUGUUUGAUUUAAUGAACGGAGGUCCUCAUUUGGGUUUAAGAUUAUUUCAGAAGUUUGACAAUUUCCGGAUUCUUGUUUGCGGAGGAGAUGGAAGUGUAGGCUGGGUUUUGUCAGAAAUCGAUAAGCUCAACUUGAAUAAACAGUGUCAGCUGGGAGUAUUACCCUUGGGAACAGGCAAUGACCUGGCUCGAGUUCUUGGCUGGGGAGGUUCAUAUGACGAUGACACUCAACUUCCUCAGAUACUAGAGAAGCUGGAACGAGCCAGUACCAAAAUGUUAGACAGGUGGAGUAUAAUGACAUAUGAACUCAAAUUGCCACCAAAGGCUUCUCUACUUCCGGGACCUCCAGAAGCACCUGAAGAAUUUUAUAUGACGAUUUAUGAAGACUCCGUUGCAGCUCAUCUUACAAAAAUCCUCAAUUCCGAUGAACAAACGGUGAUUGUAUCGUCUGCCAAGAUAUUAUGUGAAACCGUAAAGGACUUCGUUGCCAAAGUAGAGAAGGCAUAUGACAGAUCAUUGGAAAAUGCAGUUGUAGCGGACGCCGUGGCCAGUAAAUGUUCAGUCCUAAAUGAGAAGCUUGAACAACUGCUACAAGUUUUGCACACAGAGCCCCAGCCUGAUGCUGUCCUCUCCGCUGUCAGCCCUGUCGUCCUAGAAGAAGAUGCUGUGGAAUCUUCAAGUGAAGAAUCCCUGGGCGAAUGCAAGGACCAGCUCUCAGAUGACAUUACAAAGCCUUCCUCACAAGGAGCCAUCAAACCCAGGGAAAUAAUGUUGCGGGCAAACAGUUUAAAGAAAGCAGUGAGACAAGUCAUCGAAGAAGCCGGAAAAGUUAAAACUUCACCUCAGUCUCCAGAUGCCAGGGCAUGUCGUGGCAAUUCUCAACCUGAUUCUGUCCCUGGUCCAGCUGCCACAGCCACCAAAGAAAACCUCCCUGUGCUCAAUACCAGAAUAAUCUGCCCAGGUUUAAGAGCAGGACUAGCUGCUUCAAUUGCUGGGAGUUCCAUUAUCAACAAAAUGUUACUAGCAAAUAUCGAUCCUUUUGGUGCAACGCCAUUUAUUGACCCGGAUCUAGAUUCAGUAGAUGGAUAUUCAGAAAAAUGUGUCAUGAACAAUUACUUUGGGAUUGGAUUGGAUGCAAAAAUUUCAUUAGAAUUUAAUAACAAGAGAGAGGAGCACCCUGAAAAAUACAGGAGCCGAACUAAAAACUUGAUGUGGUAUGGAGUCCUUGGGACCCGGGAAUUAUUACAGAGAUCAUACAAGAAUUUAGAACAAAGAGUUCAACUUGAGUGCGAUGGGCAGUAUAUUCCUCUCCCCAGUUUGCAAGGCAUAGCAGUGUUAAACAUCCCUAGCUAUGCAGGAGGCACUAACUUCUGGGGUGGAACCAAAGAGGAUGAUAUAUUUACUGCACCAUCAUUUGAUGAUAAGAUCUUGGAAGUUGUUGCAAUAUUUGAUAGCAUGCAAAUGGCAGUUUCAAGGGUCAUUAAGCUGCAGCAUCAUCGAAUAGCCCAGUGCCGCACAGUAAAAAUCACCAUAUUUGGUGAUGAGGGAGUCCCAGUGCAGGUGGAUGGUGAAGCAUGGGUCCAGCCUCCAGGGAUUAUCAAAAUUGUGCACAAAAACAGAGCUCAGAUGCUAACAAGGGACAGAGCCUUUGAAAGCACUCUAAAAUCUUGGGAAGAUAAACAGAAGUGCGACACUGGUAAAACAGUUCUUCGAACCCAUUUGUUCAUCCAGCAUGCCGUUGACCUGGCAACAGAAGAGGUGUCACAGAUGCAGCUGUGCUCCCAGGCUGCAGAAGAGCUUAUUACUAGGAUUUGUGAUGCAGCCACAAUUCACUGUCUUCUGGAACAAGAACUGGCCCAUGCGGUGAAUGCAUGCUCACAUGCACUGAAUAAAGCCAACCCAAGGUGCCCGGAGAAUCUUACAAGAGAUACUGCCACUGAAAUAGCCAUCAAUGUGAAGGCGUUGUAUAAUGAAACAGAAUCUUUGCUGGUUGGGAGGGUUCCUUUGCAGUUGGAAUCUCCACAUGAAGAACGGGUGGCUAGUGCCUUACAUUCUGUGGAGGUGGAGUUACAGAAAUUAACAGAGAUCCCCUGGCUUUAUUACAUCUUACACCCCAAUGAAGAGGAGGAGCCUCCAAUGGAUUGCACCAAAAGGAACAACAGAAGCACAGUAUUUCGUAUAGUGCCAAAGUUUAAAAAGGAAAAAGUUCAAAAGCAGAAGACAAGUACUCAGCCUGUUCAGAAAUGGGGCACUGAGGAAGUUGCUGCUUGGCUGGAUCUGCUCAAUUUGGGAGAGUACAAAGAAAUCUUCAUCCGUCAUGACAUCAGAGGGGCUGAACUUUUGCAUCUGGAAAGGCGAGAUCUUAAGGACCUGGGGAUACCGAAAGUGGGCCAUGUGAAGCGAAUUCUGCAGGGAAUUAAAGAGCUUGGAAGGAGCACUUCCCAGUCUGAGGUGUAAUAUUGGUGCUAUUCCUUGGAAGAGAAGUAAUUGCUACUCAAUACAAAGUUCUUGGAAGCAAUUGGCUGUUCUUGUAGUUUUCUGCAUAGAUAAGUAAGCACCACUGAAGCACCUCUGUGGCUUGAUAUUUUAUUAUGGGUGAAAUUUUUGAUUUGAGGUUUUAGAAAAUAUUUUUGUGCCAAAAAUACAUUCCAUAAAGCCAUUUUCUUAUUGUGCAAACCUGAUAUGUUCAAAUAUGCUCAUAGUUGGAAAAAAGUAGGAGGCAUCCGAGAUAACUGCAUUGUCUAAAAGUGGAAUUGCUACUUACUUACUUUCCUUAGAUCUGGUCUGAUAGAGGGUUCUUACUGUGCAAUCAUAAAGGUGUGUGACUAAAACUUCUUGGGUUUCAUUGUUGGAGGAAUUGGCUUCUUUCUUCAAAUCAUUGGUUAGGAGACGAAGAUAUACAUUAAGUUGUGUUUUGAAUGUUAGAUUGGUAUUACCAUAGGUUCAAAGCAUUCACUGGUCAAAGAAUAUGGUUAAACCAACCUAUCAAAUACUACAAAUAAUGCAGAUCUUAAUGCACGGAGUUCCUGCCUGAAUUGUCUUUCUUUUUCUUGCAUGUCAUAUUGUAACACUUUGGUAGCCUUAAUCUCAGUUUUAGUGGAAUUUGAUUUAUGACUACCCAAGUACCUUUUUGUUGGUUAAGGGACUGAACUUUUCUGUUCUAUAACGUGGAAUUUUAUAUAAAUAUUCUAUACCUAAGAUUUUGUGAACAUGUGUCUGUGCCAUAAUCAACAAAUGAUAUACAUCUUAUGCAAGCCAAUUUUAUUUUAACUUAUCAUACAUAAACCAUAGGUAUGCACAUUCAGAAAAUUGUCUGGAUAUUUUUAUAAACUUACAUGCUGUUAUCUAACAGAACUUAUUACAACUUUCCAAAGCAAAAUUUCCACAUUUUGUUCCUGUUUUUUCAUUUCAUUUUAAUAAUCAUCUAAUAUUUUGUUUGAAUUUAUAACAGACUGUUGACAUCUAGGAAUUCUGCAAGGUCUCAACUGAAAUUUUUAUACUGAUUGGUCACCCAGACUCACCCACUAGUUACAGUGACUUCUGACAUGAACUUCCCAACAGAAAAAAUUUAAAUUCUUAAGGGCUUUCUUCUUAUUAUUAAUAAUAAUUAUUAUUAUUAUUUCACAUAAUUCUUCUAACCUAUCAGGUUGAUUUUCUUUCCCUUUUUCUAAACCACUAUACAUUAGAGUUGCUCAUUAGAAGUCAACAUUACAGUUAUCAAAUAUUUGAAAGCCAAAGGCAUACAUAUCAAGAAGCCACAAAAAUAUUCUUAAAUAAACUUUCUUUAGCCAUUAUAAUGCCAAGAAAUUAAUUAUACUAUUUUUAAUGUUCUAUGUAAGAAAAAUAAACAGGGUACUGACCCAGUGUGACAGUUUUCAUAAAGUAACCUGGGAGGUGCUCAAUAGCUAUACGUGCACACUAGUGUACAUAUACACAUAUUUGUGUAUAUACACCUACACACAUAUACAUAUUAUAUUGAGACAUAGUAUCAUUGAUAUUUUCUAGACAAUAUUCCCCAGUGUUUUAAGAGAAAUAGUAAUCGAGGAAUAUUUAAAGUGAACUAUUGACAGACAUAUAUAUUUACCUCAAAGGAACUUAAUUAUGUGAUAGUUUGUUCUUAUUUAUAACUUGGGUAUUUAACUGGUAGUAAAGUCACAAAAUUUGGAUAUCUUAGAAAUAAAAAAAAAAAUGGGAGGGCUGGGAACAUAACUCAGUGGUAGAGCACUUACUUGCCUAGCAUGUGUCAGGCUGCAGGCUCAAUCCCCAUCACUGCAAAUAAAUAAACCCAAUGGGUUCCAUGUCUGACUUUUUACCUAAGUUGUGGACAAAUGGAAAUUUUCCAAAGGGAAUUUGUGUCAAGUAGUUUAAAGGGGUGGUUAAAUUUUAAUUUUAUCCACUCCUGUGAAGCCGGGGGUCUCCUUUUCCAGUCUUCUUUGUAGUCCCCACCCUAUAUGUUGUCUCUGCUCCACGUGCUUCCUCCCUUUGAAACUAAAAUACCAGGUGCCAGAUCUCAGAACUCUCUUGAGACCCUGAUCCUGGUCCAGGUCUCAAGAAAGGAGGGGUGAGAGGAACUCUAGUAUUAAGACAGUGCUAAUAUAAAAUAUAAAAAUCUUUAUUGAUUCCCUCUCAAAAAAAAUGAAUACCUCUUUGCUAAUAGAAAAGAUUUAUAAGCUAUUACAUGUUCUGAAUUUGAGUAUGAUGUAAAGGAUUGAAAUUUUUCUUGUUGUUUGACCAUUUUGCUUAGGUAACAUCUUUUAAUUUCUUUAAAAUCUCAGUUACUAGAAUCUUUAACUAGAAUUUUCCUGCAAAUGGCUCUUGGAUGAGGGAAAUCUUUUAGAAUGACAAUUUGGAUUUUUUAAUUUUUUUGUUGUUAAAUGAUAGCUAUUUUCCCUGUAAGGUCGGUCUGCUUGUCUGCAUAUGUCUGUGCAGGACUCAGAUGACUUCACUGACACCUGUCACCAGCAUGGCACCGUCAGAGCCUCCUGUCAGCAUCACAGAGAAACCAUCUUCUUAUCCUAGUUGGGGUUUAAAAACCAUCAAGUGGGAAUUGCUUCUCCCUGGCAUGGGAUCACAGCCUGGGAUCACAGCCUGAGGAGUGCAGAUGGCUUCUCUGCUUAGAUCCAUGCACACGCUUACGUUGAGAAGCUCACCCGUGCACUGAUUGCAGCUGUAGCUGUCACUGCUCCUCCUCAUAGGUUCUCCCACGCCUGGAUAAUUAGGGCGUAGGUGGGAGAAUCACAGCCCAAAUCUACUUUCCCUGACGAGGAAAAUUGCUUUUCAAAAAGGAAAGGGACAGGGUCAGUCCUAAGUAAAAUUCCAGACUUCUCAGUAUUCCCCAUUCAUUGUCUCUCCACCUCCCUUUCUCAGUUUCUUUCCUACUUUCUGGCUUUGCGUUUUCCCAUGCCUAACAUAGUAAUGGCUGCUCAAAGUCUCACUGCCUUCCCGCCAUCCUUUGCCAGUCAGUUGCCCUGUGUAAAAUGUUCUCUUUUCUCUCAUCACCAUAGGAGAGUUUUCUUCUCAAUCCUUAUUCUUAACCCUGUUCUAGAUGGGGUCUCCCUACCUAAUGGGUUUAUUUGGGUAACUAAGGUGGAGCAUAGGAGAUUGGUUAAGCAGCACAGCUGAACUUUCUCCAGUCCCUCACUGUACUGUAAGCCAGUAGCAAUCCAUCUGCUUAGUUUCUUGCCCCUGUGGCGUGUUUGUUUAUUCAUGACAAGUCACAAGGGACAUUUCAGAAGACUAUGUACUGAGAUAAGUAAAGAUUACUGAUCAUUGUCCUUCAACUUGUACAUUUUCAUUUUCUCUUAUCAUUAGAUUACCCUGUUGCCAUAGUACAUGCUUGAAGACACAUAGCACACACAUUAAAUGAAUCAUUAGGCAUGCAAAAAAAAAAAGGAUCAAAAUGAUUACAAGUAAAACAAAUGUGUCAUUUAUUCCCUCAAAGUAGGCGUGUCUUGCUAGAUUUGGAUCUGUGUUUCUUACACUAACUUAUCUUGAUUUUCACAUGGCUAAUAAUUUCUUAAAAUGGUGCCUGAAAAUAAUACAUUUUUGGCCCCUAAAUGCAAAUUAUUUAAUUCUAAAAUAAAAUCUUUCCCAAUGACUUAUUGUCAGGAAUCCUUCACUUAAUAAUUCACAUAAAAUUUAACAAAACAUAACUGCCUAGAGAUUCUUUUUGUGUGUGUGUCUUCGGUCAUUACUUUUUUAUUUUUUAUUUGUUUUUUUUUUAGAUAUACAUGACAGAAUGUAUAAUAAUAUGUCAAAAUACAUCUACUGCCUAGAGAUUCUUAACUAAUUUUUUAUAAAUAAUGAUGGCACUAUUUUAGACUCUAUGGGUUAUUUUUGACAGGAAUACAAGUUAUGACUUAGCAAUUAUAGGAGCUCCCUCCAUACAAUACUUCUAAAGUAAAUAGUCUACUAUAUUCAGCUGGGCUAACGCCAUAGUUAACUUUCACAUUGUUAGGUUUUGAGUCUUUUAAUUAAACCAUGAGAACGAUACAUCUUUCACCUUGAUGCCAUGGAUCCUUCCCACCAUCCCCACCUCAAUGAACUAAUUUUACAUUUUUUCAGAUGGAAGUUGGAUAGACAAAUGAAUUUAGAGUUGGAUAAUACAAGUGGCAGUUUUAAAACAUCAAGUUCUCCCCCAGGACAGAAAGAAGAAAGUGAGAAGUAGAAAUUCCUCCAGUAGGAACCAUUAGCUACUGGAUUCACCCUCCCUGGUGGCUCCUACAACUUGGCUGCCACACUCCUCUCACUGCUCCACUCCAAGUGCCAUGAGGCCUAGGUCUUGACUGUUGCCAAGGAGACAUCCCAUGACUGACUUUGUAUAACAGUCUCCAUGUCAUAUCAGUAAUAGGGUGCCUCCCUAAGGAAGCAACCAAAUCUUUAAAAAGGUGAUGAUUAUUGGCUUCUACAAUAAGCAAAGCCUAAAUUUUAUUAUCUUUAUUACUGUUUUCUCAUUUUUCCAAGUUUUGUUCAGAGAUAUUUAUAUCAGAAGAAAAGAAGUACAGAGGUUUAUCAUUAUAGAGAAGAGAGAUUAAAGACAGCUGGACUGUACCUAUUUGUAUAAUUCUGUCAAUUUCAGGAAAAGAAGUUUAACAAUAACUGGGACUGCAUUAACUCAGUAACAAUGUUUAAGAUAAACUCCAUAUUAUAGUAUGUAAGUUAACAAUUCCCUUUAUGUAACUAAGUAUUCUAUUUACAUUAUUUAUAUACUCUCCUAAUUUCUUAUGCACUUCCAAGUUUUAGUUGGAAAAAUAAAAACAAAACCACUACUUAAGACUUUUUAAAGCUACACAUAAAAUAUUUCAUUUUAGCAACAAGUUAUUCACUGUUUAGGAAUUUAUAGUCUGGGUAUUUCAGAGUAACUGCAUUUCAAGAGUAAAUUAACCAAAUCUAACAGGACAGUUACUUUUAAAAUUCAUUAAAAUAAAGGGGUUUUAUACUCAGUUGAUAAUGCUAUUAAAGUAGGAUAAUGCAGUUAGAUAUACAAGCUAACAGGGAAAAAGACUAUAUCUUGGGGCCCUUAAUGUUUGAUUGCACUAUUGUUUUACACAACUUAGCCAUAUCUAUUUCUAUACUCUAAGUAUUAAACUAAUAUGUAGCUAAAGAUUGCUUGCAGUUCUGGUAACUGGUAACUAGUGCUGUGAAAGGUUUUGGUAUUGUAACAUUCCCAGUUUUGUGAGUUAUAUAUUGUAUAUUGAAGAUGACUAGUUAAUUGGAGUAAUAUAUUUAUCUAGAGCUGGGAAAAUAUGGUAAUUAUUUUCAAAUCUUUAAUAAGUUGUAUUAAACUUUUUCUUUCUCUUAUGCAAGGUUAAAGUCUUACUUUUGGUUAACACGUCUAUUUAUACAACAGGUUCCUCCUUUUACUGGUGUUAUUAAUUUUCAUACUAAAAUGUUUCUUACCCUUUUAUAUCAAAAUAAUUAUCGCUCUGGUUAUUCAAAUUGCCAGGGUGUAUUUUAGUUUGCAGGACUUUUGGCAAACAAGAUAUUUAAUAACAAACAAAAGCUCUGUAUAUUUUGUGGCUUUAAGGACAAAAAUUUUACCUUUGAAUUGUUGUAUGCGAGACAAUGCUGACAACAGCAACGUCAAUCAUAGGCAGUAUUACUUAUAACCAUUGGAAGGUUUUCACAAGUUGUAUAAGUCAGUUCAUUUAUUUAUUAUAUUGUGAAAUGUAAUCUUUAUACAAAAUGCAUAUUCUAGCUCUUUUCCUUUUUACUGCUGUUGCCUAGAGUGUAAUAGCUCUGUUAAUGAUUUACUUAUAUACUUGAAGUACUCAUUUCUGUCAAACAGAUGCCCAAUUUUUUUCUUGUAAAAACUGAUAUUCUUCAUCAUAAUAGAUAAUUGAACAGUAGGGACUUUUAAAAAAUGAUUUUCAUGUCUAAAAUAAGUAUCAAAGGGCAUAAAGCCAAAGGAAAUGACCAAUGUUAAGAAUUUAAUAGAGCCAAGGGAUUCAUUAUGCUACAGUUUACCAAUAUAUAACACGUCUUCAUAACUUUUUUCCUGUGAUGAAUUUUCAGUAUUUGUUAUAAGAGAUUAUACUGCCAAUACAACAUUUAAAUGAACAUUGAGAAUUUGAAUUCCCCAAAGUAUCACAUACCUCUAGCAGUCAGGUCUUGGUAUAUAUUUUUUAACAUUUUUGCAUUGGACUAUGAGCUAUUUUACAAAUAGUAACCAUGGAUAAUGGUUAUUUGUUUCUGUCAAAUAUAUAAAUGAAAUUUUAAUUGAGUUUUGAAUCAUUUCUAUUUAAACCUGUUCUCAAUUACAUUGUUUAAAAAUCCAACUUUUAAAACACAAUAGCACAACUCAACCCCACAGAAUAAAAUCACCUGUUUUCAAGGAAGUAAAAACAAGGGGAAAAGGAAAAAAAAAAAAUCGGUGUGAAGCCGUGUGGUAUGCCAAAGAAAUCACU
Ictidomys tridecemlineatus (thirteen-lined ground squirrel) is the source of this 12369-nucleotide messenger RNA. NCBI's taxonomy places the organism in Eukaryota, Metazoa, Chordata, Mammalia, Rodentia, Sciuridae. The record is from RefSeq and is a predicted model, not a curated record.